AAAGGAGGGAGACUGUGGAGAAGGGGGAGGAGGAUGAGGAGGGUGGAAAGAACUUGAGUUGAGGAAUUUGAAUCGUGUUUGAAAGGGGGAGAGGGAUAAGAAAGCCAGGGGAAUGUCUGGAGUCGCAGGGAACCUGUAGGCAGGAUACUUUGGACAACCGGCUGCAGGAAAGACUGGUUUAAAAAUAUGCUCUUGAUCGCUAGAAAUAGACUCUCGUUUGGACAGGAAAAGUUUAGAGCGUCGUUUGCUGUGCGCUUUUUCAUGGUAGAUGAAAGUUUUUGAUGGAGACAGCCCUGCUCCGUUUGAGACCAACCAAAGCAACAGGAUAAGGGAAACUCAAGAGUUUGUGGCAAUUCAGAGACUUUUUUUUUUAACCGCAUGUUUCAUAAAAUGGGGAACUGAAACGCUCGGAUUCGCUUUGUUUGGGUCUUGAUUUGUGGAUACUCAACAUUUUCAGCACCUGCCAAGUCAGAGAAAUUUUUUCUUUUUCUUUAGAGCAAAACGUAACUUUGAAUCUCUGAGCUGCUGCGAUGCGGUAAUGGAGUCUGGUGAUGUUUCCAGGAUGACUCUUCUCCUCAUGAAGCUCUUUUUCCGAGGUCAUUUGUUUUCGAGAGAAACUAUGAAUUUGUCUAAAUGGUCGUUUGUGAUUCUCACCGUCAUGUUUUCGGUUUGGAUACCAACAUCUGCAGAUUCGCUGACAGAUUUGGAGUUUGUAAAGAGUCCCACUACUGUCAUCUCUUCACUGGGCAAACCUGUUACACUGCAGUGCAAAUUGAAUGGUAAAGGGAGUGAGGACGUGGAGUCCCCUGAUGUGAUCUGGCUGAAAGAUGGUGUGCCACUGGAGCAUGCAGAAAAUAAUCAGUACCAAGUUCUCACUGGCAGCAACAGUAGGACUAUCAUAAGCACACUCAGAAUUGAGAAAGUCCAGCUCCCAGACAUGGGCUACUACAAAUGUGCUGUUCGAUCAGGAAGCAAUGAGACCUUUUCUGAUGAGGGUGGUAUUCAGCUGGAAGGCCUUCCUCAUUUUUCUUUGGAGCCCUACCACAUGACUGUCGUGGCGAAUGUCUCCUUCAGCCUUCACUGUGCAGCCCACGGGCCUCCUGAACCAGUCAGGGUCAUCUGGCUACAGGAUGGCCAUCCUCUGAAUGUUUUGACGGAUCCAGUGGCCCUCUCACCCUCAACCCUCAACCUCACAGGCCUGAACAGGACCAGCACCUUCUCUUGUGAGGCCCAGAAUCGUAAGGGUGUGGCCAGCUCCCGAUCUGGUACCAUCACUGUUCUCCCCAACAAACCUCAGGAUGUGAGAGCUGUAGAGAUCACUCAGUCCGCACUUCAUUUAUCGUGGGAACCUGGUUUCGGAGGUACUUACCAGAUAGUCAACUGUUCUGUUCAGGCCAAACAUUCAGGAGAGUCCAUCAUAGCAGGCCCACAUCAGCUGAUCCAUAAUCAGACUGUGUCCAUGCCACGAUCCUCACACAUCAUCAAAGACCUGGAGCCUCACACCCUCUAUGCUGUCAGAGUGGCCUGCCAUAGCAGCCAAGGCCCAUCUGAUUGGUCUCCCUGGGUGGAGCUACGUACCAAAGAAGGAGUGCCUGAAAAUCCACCAGCUAAUGUGACUGCUAAGUUAAAUGGGACGGAGGUACUAGUAAUGUGGGAGCAGCCAUCAGGAAAACUAAAUGGGCAGCUGCAGGGUUACAUGGUGGAGUACAGCACACCUGUUACUCAGCAGGUUGUCGUCAAUACCGGAUUGGGCACUGAGUUCGCAAUCAAUCUGUCUGUCCCCCUGUCCAAUGUCUCUUUCCGAGUGUGUGCCUAUACAGGGGCGGGUCAAGGACCCUGGGCACCCAUUCAGACUCUGACACUCAACGUUCCUGCAGAAAUGGGUGAAUUUAGAGGUCCAUCAUCGCCCCCAGCCUUUUCCUGGCACUGGUUUUAUGUGGUGAUGGCCAUUACCGGUGCUGUGUCCAUAGCUGUGUUCCUGGCUGUUUACGUGGCCAAGCUGCGGCGCAAGGAGACGCGCUUUGGAGAGGCGUUUGAACCCAUGAUGGAGAGUGGAGAGCUGGUGGUCAGGUACCGUGCUCGCCGCUCGUACAGCCGUAGGACUACAGAAGCAACAUUGAACAGCUUGGGCAUCAGCGACGAGCUGAAGCAGAAGCUCCAAGAUGUGAUGGUGGACAGACAUAAAUUAACCCUGGGAAAGACCUUGGGAGAAGGGGAGUUUGGCUCUGUGAUGGAAGGGCUGCUGACUCAAGAAGAGUUUGUUCUCAAAGUCGCUGUCAAGACUAUGAAAAUUGCUAUAUGCACACGCUCAGAGAUGGAAGAUUUUCUCCGAGAGGCUGCCUGCAUGAAAGAGUUCGACCACCCCAAUGUCAUGAGGCUCCUUGGUGUGUGUCUACAGACUGUGGAGAGUGAAGGAUAUCCCUCCCCUGUGGUCAUUCUGCCGUAUAUGAAACAUGGAGAUCUGCACAGUUAUCUGCUAUACUCAAGGCUGGGAGACUGUCCUGUGUACCUCCCAUCUCAAAUGCUGGUUAAGUUCAUGACCGAUAUUGCCAGGGGAAUGGAAUACCUCAGCAACAAGAACUUCAUCCACAGAGACCUCGCUGCCCGCAACUGCAUGCUGAAUGAGAAUAUGAAUGUAUGUGUAGCUGACUUUGGCCUCUCCAAGAAGAUCUACAAUGGAGACUACUACAGACAGGGCAGGAUCUCCAAGAUGCCUGUAAAAUGGAUCGCCAUUGAAAGCUUAGCUGACCGCGUCUACACCACAAAGAGUGAUGUGUGGUCAUUUGGAGUCACCAUGUGGGAAAUCGCCACUCGGGGUCAGACGCCAUACCCUGGGGUCGAAAAUAGUGAGAUUUAUGAUUAUUUGAGACAAGGAAACCGUCUCAAGCAGCCUCCAGACUGUCUGGACAGCAUCUAUUCCCUGAUGUUCUCCUGCUGGCUGCUGAGCCCAAAAGAUCGUCCAUCAUUCGAGUCACUGCGCUGUGAGCUCGAAAAAGCCCUUGAGGAUCUGCCAGACCCACAAGAUCCAGAUGAGAUUCUAUACGUGAACAUGGACGAGUCCUCCAUGGAGCUCGGAGCCGUUGGUGGUCGUGACCCCACUGGACGCUCAUCCCCUCUCUGCUUGAAAGGCCUGGAGUCUGUGACCACAGUGGAGGUCCACCACCCCAACCGUUAUGUCCUCUGUCCACAGCACGAAACCAACCGAACCCUUUCUGACUCCAUGGAGAGCCUGGACAUGCCAGUAUCAUCCUCCACAGCCACAUUGCCUCUACAGUCAUCAUGCCACUCCACUCCCAAUCGCACUCCAACUGUUGAGCUGCUCGAGGACAGGAAUGGAUCCAAGAAAAUGCCCUGGCAGUGACAGACUCACUGCCUAAAAAUGACAAGACUGGUCACUGCCAAAGUGUGCUAUCCCAGUACAAGUACAAAGAACAUAAUCCAGCCCGUCGCUGAUUCCUUCUAACAGCAAGAAGAAACCUUAUGUGGCUCUCUAUAUAUAGUUUGCACAGACGUACUCAUAAACAAGCAGCCAAAUUCA
Messenger RNA from Pundamilia nyererei, 3538 nucleotides. RefSeq names its product AXL receptor tyrosine kinase (gene axl). Lineage: Eukaryota; Metazoa; Chordata; Actinopteri; Cichliformes; Cichlidae. The transcript has 20 exons. Gene Ontology annotation, cellular component: signaling receptor complex; plasma membrane. Gene Ontology annotation, biological process: positive regulation of phosphatidylinositol 3-kinase/protein kinase B signal transduction; phagocytosis; cell surface receptor protein tyrosine kinase signaling pathway. Gene Ontology annotation, molecular function: transmembrane receptor protein tyrosine kinase activity; protein binding; ATP binding. The record is from RefSeq and is a predicted model, not a curated record. Bases 539 to 3361 code for a protein of 940 amino acids.